This is a messenger RNA of Coregonus sp. 'balchen', 5138 nucleotides long. Lineage: Eukaryota; Metazoa; Chordata; Actinopteri; Salmoniformes; Salmonidae. The record is from the annotation of a GenBank genome assembly.
GGCGGCUAUGAAGAGACAUCUGUGGAAAGUCUGUUGAAGUCCUUUUUCCACUAAAAGACAAAGCAACUGGACCUAAAUAUCCCAGUUGUAACUGUGAAUAUUUCAGCAUCUCUGCAGGUAAAAUGAGAACCUUGAGGUUGUUUUUCAUUGGGCUCAUCUUCAUCAUGGACAUGUCCCUUUCGGUAAGUGCUCAUUACAAGGAACUAUGUCUAAGGUCUACUCUUUCUCAUGUUUGGUUGAUUUUGAUAUUGGCCAACUGUAGCCUACUGCAAGGGAACCAAGAUCUUUAUGUUACUUCUACUACUUGCUAUACUGUGUGUGUGUGUGUGUGUGUGUGUGUGUGUGUGUGUGUGUGUGUGUGUGUGUGUGUGUACAUGCAUACCAUAUGUACAUACACUGAGUGUACAAAACAUUAGGAACACCUUCCUAAUACUGAGUUGCACCCCCUUUUGCCCUCAGAACAGCCUCAAUUCGUCAUGGACUCUACAAGGUGUCGAAAGCGUUCCAUAGGGAUGCUAGCCCAUGUUGACUCCAAUGCUUCCCACAGAUGUGUAAAGUUGGCUGGAUGUCCUUUGGGUGGUGGACCAUUCUUGAUACACAUGGGAAACUGUUGAGUGUGAAAAACCCAGCAGCAUUGCAGUUCUUGACACACUCAAACCUGUGCACCUGGCACCUACUACCAUACCCCGUUCAAAGGCACUUAAAUAUUUUGUCUUGCCCAUUCACCCUCUGACCAACUGUCACAUACAUUGGGAUGUACUGCGUGUGUACUGUGCUGUACCUGUGUCUUGAGUGAACAGGCUGAAGCAGCGUGCUCUGUGUGGUUCAUCAUGGCUUCACUGUAACUAAAGGCUGUAAGGGCUGCGCAGGUCGAAUGGGCUGCAGGGAAAUCUGUGACUCCCAGGUAACUCGUCACACUGGACACAGAGGUGCUGCUGCCUACAUACAGAAUUGAAAAUCACUGGCCACUUUAAUAAAUGGAACACUAGUCACUUUAAUAAUGCCACUUUAAUAAUGUUUACAUAUCUUGCAUUACUCGUCUCAUAUGUAUAUACUGUAUUCUAUACUAUCUAUGCAUCUUAGCCUAUGUCGCUCUGACAAUGACAUUGCUCAUCCAUAUAUUUAUAUAUUCUUCUUCCAUUCCCUUACUUAGAUUUGUGUGUAUUAGAUAUUUGUUGUGGAACUGUUAGAUAUUACUUGCUAGAUAUUACUGCAGUGUCGGAACUAGAAGCACAAGCAUUUCGCUACACUCGCAAUAACAUCUGCUAACCAUGCAUAUGUGACCAAUCAAUUUGAUUUGAUUUGAUUUGAUUUUGAAUGCACACAUUCACAAUCCAUGUCUCAAUUGUGUCAAGACUUAAAAAUCCUUCUUUAACCUGUCUCCUCCCCUUCAUCUACACUGAUUGAAGUGGAUUUAACAAGUGACAUCAAUAAGGGAUCAUAGCUUUCACCUGGAUUCACCUGGUCAGUCCAUGUCCUAAUGUUUUGUCCACUCAGUGUAUACAGUACCAGUUAAAAGUUUGGACACACCUACUCAUUCCAGGGUUUUUCUUUAUUUUUUAAACUAUUUUCUACAUUGUAGAAUAAUAGUGAAGACAUCAAAACUAUGAAACAACACAUAUGGAAUCAUGUAGUAACCAAAAAAGUGUUAAACAAAUCAAAAUAUAUUUGCUAUUUGAGAUUCUUCAAAGUAGCCACACUUUGCCUUGAUGACAGCUUUGCACACUCUUGACAUUCUCUCAACCAGCUUCACCUGGAAUGCUUUUCCAACAGUCUUGAAGGAGUUCCCACAUAUGCUUUUCCUUCACUCUGCGGUCCAACUCAUCCCAAACCAUCUCAAUUGGGUUGAGGUCGGGUGAUUGUGGAGGCCAGGUCAUCUGAUGCAGCACUCCAUCACUCUCCUUCUUGGUCAAAUAGCCCUUACACAGCCUGUAGGUGUGUUGGGUAAUUGUCCUGUUGAAAAACAAAUUAUAGUCCCACUAAGCGCAAACCAGAUGGGCUGGCAUAUCGCUGCAGAAUGCUGUGGUAGUCAUGCUGGUUAAGUGUGCCUUGAAUUCUAAAUAAAUCACAGACAGUGUCACCAGCAAUGCAUCCCCACACCAUCACACCUCCUCCUCCAUGCUUUACAGUGGGAACCACACAUGCGGAGAUCAUCCGUUCACCUACUCUGCGUCUCACAAAGACAAGGCAGUUGGAACCAAAAAUCUCACAUUUGUACUCAUCAGACCAAAGGACAGAUUUCCACCGGUCUAAUGUCCAUUGCUCGUGUUUCUUGGCCCAAGCAAGUCUCUUCUUCUUAUUGGUGUCCUUUAGUUGUGGUUUCUUUGCAGCAAUUUGACAUGAAGGCCUGAUUCACGCAGUAUCCUCUGAACAGUUGAUGUUGAGAUGUGUCUGUUACUUGAACUCUGUGAAGCAUUUAUUUGGGCUGCAAUUUCUGAGGUUGGUAACUCUAAUGAACAUAUCCUCUGCAGCAGAGGUAACUUUGGGUCUUCCUUUCCUGUGGCGUUCCUCAUGAGAGCCAGUUUCAUCAUAGCGCUUGAUGGUUUUUGCGACUGCACUUGAAGAAACUUUCAAAGUUCUUGACAUUUUCUGGAUUGACUGACCUUCAUGUGUUAAAGUAAUGAUGGACUGUCGUUUCUCUUUGCUUAUUUGAGCUGUUCUUGCCAUAAUAUGGACUUGGUCUUUUACCAAAUAGGGCUAUCUUCUGUAUACCACGUCUACCUUGUCACAACAAAACUGAUUGGCUCAAACACAUUAAGAAAUCAAUUAACUUUUAACAAGGCACAUCUGUUAAUUGAAAUGCAUUCCAGAUGACUACCUCAUGAAGCUGGUUGAGAGAAUGCCAAGAGUGUGCAAAGCUGUCAUGAAGUCAAAGGGUGGCUAGUUUGAUUUGUUUACCACUUUUUUGGUUACUACAUGAUUCCAUAUGUGUUAUUUCAUCGUUUUGAUGUCUUCACUAUUAUUCUACAAUGUAGAAAAUAGUUUACAAAUUAAAGAAAAACCAUGGAAUAGGUAGGUGUGUCCAAACUUUUGACUGGUAGUGUAUGUGUGUGUAGUCUUCAGAUGAAUGCCAGCAGGAGACAGUACGGCUGCGGGCCCAGCUGAAGACUCUGGAGGUGCAGUUGAUGAAACAGCAGCAGCAGCUCAUCCAGACUCUCGGCAGCCAGAGGACUGAGCAGCUGGCUUUAGACCAGGACACCUUCCAUGACCUGGGAGAUCAUCAGUAUAGAGGUCAAUAAUCGUUUUUUAUCCUUUUAUUUCUAGUAUGGAGUGGCCAGUAAGGGCACAAAUGGAUUCCAUAAUUUAUAGUUUCAAACCAUCAAAUUUGUGAAGUAAACAUCCAUAACCUCAUCAGUAACCUGUUUUCAGACUGUGCCCAGAUUUUCAACGCUGGGAACAAAGGCAGUGGGUUCUACACGAUCAGACCCAUGGCGAGCCCGGGCCUAGUCAGGGUCUACUGUGACAUGACUGAAGGGGGCGGAUGGACAGUCAUCCAGAGACGCUCAGAUGGCAGCCAGUCUUUCAACAGGUAAAACACAUUCAAAUACGAUUCAGAUGUUAUGUAAUAAUGAGAUUACAGUAACAUUCUUCUGUAUGUGAAUGAGUAAUGUGUUGUAUUCAUAUCUGAUUUGUAUGCAGGCCCUGGAGUGAUUAUCAGCGGGGGUUUGGUGACCUGCAGUCAGCCAGAGGAGAGUUCUGGUUGGGGAAUGACAACUUACAUUACCUAACUUCACAAGGUAAAUGUGAGCUCUUACAACGUCUGAAAAGUCAAGACAAACAGUGAGAGAGUCACAGUGAGAUGAGGUAUAGAGUUUCGACUAAAGGCUACCAUCACCCCUUGGCUUUAGGUGACUACAAUCUGAGGAUCAACUUAGCUGACUUUGAGGGAGUACAACGCUAUGCAGUGUACAAAAACUUCAAAGUUGCAGAUGACAAGGUGUUGUAUUCUGUGGUUUUCAUUUUUACACCUCUGCUCAACAAGUGUCCAUAUGGAAUGAUGACGAUGUUGUCUUUGGGUGAUGUUUCAAUCUAUCCGUGUUAGUGGGUCAUUGGGAAGAUCUCAGUUGCACACUCCUCGCGUCCUUUCUCCCUUCUCCUCGUCUCCUUCUCAAAACCUAUUGGAUGAGAAAGCCAGUGGUCCCUCUCCUCUGACCUUCUCCUCCAAUGGGUUUUGAGGAGACAAGGAGAGAGGGUGUGAGUAGGAUUAAAUUGAGAUCUUCCCAUGGUCUAGAUCAGGGGUAUUCAACUCUUACCCUACGAGGUCCAGAGCCUGCUGGUUUUCUGUUCUACCUGAUAAUUAAUUGCACACACCCAGGAACAAUGAAAAAAUGCAGUGGAACUGGCUUCAUGGUCCAGAGUUGAGUUUGAGGGGUCUAGAUGGACAACUCAUCUGUUGUUUCCUUUAGAAAAAAGGAAAGGAAACAACAGAUCAAAGGUUAAACAAACAAGAGGAGGACAAUCUCUUUAUCAAUAUGUCAAUUGUAGGAAAAACACAAAAUAGUACGAUGCAACUCAUUCCUCCCUCACAGAGUUUUACUUCCCAUCCACUUAUUACAGUUGCACAGUAGGCUUUUUUUUGGGUUUGCAUUAGCUCACUAUAUUCCCAUGAUGUUUAUCCCCAGGAGUUUUACCAGCUGCAUUUUGGUGAGUUCUCUGGUGACUCAGGUGACUCUCUGUCAGGCAGUUACCACCCACAGGACCAGGGGUGGGCCAGUCACCAGGGCAUGAAGUUCAGCACCUACGACAAAGACAACGACCGCUACGAACGCAACUGUGCCCAGGAGGACAAGGGAGGCUGGUGGUUCAACAGGUUCCUUAUUUUCUCUGUCUGUCAAUGGUCUAGGCUACUAAAAGGGCUAAUUCUCUCUCUAAUCUACAACCAUUCGAAGAAUACAUCAUUUGACAUUAUGACAAAUAAAAUACACUUUAUGAUUAUUUCUUUAUCCUAAUUCUUGCUGUUCUGUUUUGUUUCCACUAGAUGUCACUCUGCCAACCUGAAUGGCAACUACUACCAAGGUGCCUACAGUGCUGUGACAGACAGUGGAGUAGUCUGGUACACCUGGCAUGGCUGGUGGUACUCCCUCAAGUCUGUAGUCAUGAAAAUAAGGCCGGCUGCUUUUGAGCCCAAUAUUGUCUGA